Messenger RNA from Asparagus officinalis (garden asparagus), 2601 nucleotides. Its product is annotated as plastidial pyruvate kinase 4, chloroplastic-like. NCBI's taxonomy places the organism in Eukaryota, Viridiplantae, Streptophyta, Magnoliopsida, Asparagales, Asparagaceae. The record is from RefSeq and is a predicted model, not a curated record. Gene Ontology annotation, biological process: glycolytic process. Gene Ontology annotation, molecular function: potassium ion binding; pyruvate kinase activity; magnesium ion binding. Gene Ontology annotation, cellular component: cytoplasm.
AUGAAUUAUAUGUUGCUGACAGAUGGAGGAGAGCCUGAAAGCUAUGAUGAUGCUUAUCAGAGUGGAGAUUCCCUUUUUCUGUCAUUUCAUAUUGUUCUCUUGUCUAAUAUAGCAUGGUCUUCUCAGGGCAAUCAUACUUGCAAUCUUCAAGAUUUGAGAUCUAAAUCAGAGCACCAGCUCUCAAGCUUCCUUCAUGGGCAUUUUUCAUCAUCUCUGAAUUUAGGGUAUCACCCUCUCCAGCUUCAGUUAAGAUCAAAGAAGAGCCUACACAACUAUCUCAAACUUUUUGCAAAGUUACAGGAAAAUGAUGAUCCCAAGAGCAACGAUUGGAAACCUUGUAAGGAAACACUCCAUGCUGCCACUCAUGAAUUCGAAAGCAAUCCUAGUUCUCAGAAAUCAUCUAGUAGCCCAAGCACACUUAACUCUCAAUUAGAUGAAGACUCAAAGUGUCAGUCUAUUGCUAAGGAGGAUCUUUGUCAAUAUCCAUUCGAUUAUGAACUAUACCUUGACAAGUUAAAGGCUGUACUUUUGCAUGUGUUGGCUGCAGGGCAAUGGAAUGCUCCACGUCUCAAGAUGUGUGACAGAAAAUAUUUGGUUAGUUCGACAAAUUUGAUCCAUUAUUUGGCACUACGUUCCCUCGAUGUCCAACAACUGACUGAUGGGCUUUCCUCCAUCGGCCUUAUGAAUCUAGACGGUGUUAAUUCACAUGUUCUCGCCAGUAUCAAUUCUUGCAUUAGUCUGCUGGUAAAACAAGCGCCUAAAUAUUGUAGUGCAGAAUUAAAUGUAUUGGAUGCUUCUUUCGGAGUCACUUGUGAGGAAAAUCAGAAGGUAAUGGAAACAGGUCUGAUGAGGAAAAGGGCAUCAAUGCAUGCAACUGAACUACUUGGAACAGUUUGCAAUAAGAAAGAAGUACAUAUAAUGGUAACAGUUGGGAAAGAGGCAAUCGCCAAGCAACAGCUUCUUCCUGAUCUUCUAAAGGCCGGAGCUGAUAUAAUACGGAUUAAUUCUGCACAUGAUGACUCUAGUGUUUGGAGUGAAAUCAUCAGGCAAGCAAAGCACAGCUCCCAGAUGCUGGAAAAGCCAUGUCGAAUUCUGAUGGAUUUGGCUGGGCCAAAGCUGAGGACAGGGUUUUUGAAUAAGGGGCCGAGUGUGAUGAAAAUAUCCCCAAAAAAGGAUGUGAGUGGAAAUGUGAUUGUUCCCGCUCAGGUCUGGUUAUCUUACUCAGGAUGUGAUCCUCCUUCCCACAUAUCACCAGAAGCCGUCCUGUAUGUAGAAAGUGAGCGAUUUCUUCACAAACUUGAGGUGGGUAGCAUUAUAAGAUUUGUCGAUGCUAGAGGGAAAAAUAGAUCUUUAAAGGUUUGCAAAAAGCAUUCUGUUUUUGCUGGUUAUGGCUAUACGGUUGAGGUUUCAAGGACUGCUUAUAUUGCAUCUGGCACCAGAUUGCGGAUUGAGAGAAAGAAGGGUAAGGAUUCAGUUGGACGCAUUGUGAAUGUUCCUUCUACAGAGCAGUUUAUUAGACUGAGAGUAGGAGAUUUACUAACUAUUUACAGAGAUUCCUGUUCAUCCAUCAGUAAUAUAGGCAGCAGUUCAUCUCUUGCUCUUAAAAUCACAUGCGACUCUGGGCGCCUUUUUGAUUCUGUUAAACCUGGCGAGCCAAUUGCAUUUGACGAUGGGAAAAUCUGGGGAGUUAUUCGAGGGGUUAACAGUAGUGAGAUUGUUGUGUCAAUCACUCAUGCAAGACCUAAUGGCUCCAAACUAGGUUCUGGUAAAUCAAUAAACAUACCUGAGAGCUCAAUGCAGUUCGAAGGUCUCACAUCUAAAGAUCUUCAGGAUCUUGAGUUUGUUGCUAGUAAUGCUGAUAUGGUUGGAAUUUCAUUCAUUAGAAAUACAUCUGAUAUCGAUAUUGUUAUGCAAGAGCUUGCCAGAAAGAAGCUACACAAUCUGGGAGUUGUAUUGAAAAUAGAAACCCGUGAUGCAUUUGAGAAGCUGCCACUUCUACUUCUCCAAGCGAUGCGGUUCCCUAAUCCUUUGGGUGUAAUGAUCGCUAGGGGAGAUCUUGCAGUGGAGUGCGGAUGGGAUCAGAUGGCUAGUAUACAAGAAGAGAUCUUAUCGAUUUGUGCUGCUGCACAUAUACCUGUAAUCUGGGCAACCCAAGUCAUGGAAUCUCUCGUUGGGCACCAGUGCAUGGAUCUCUCGUAAUCUGGCAUUCCUGCUGGAAGAGCCGAGAUCACUGAUGUCGCUACUGGAAUGAGGUCAAAUUGCAUUAUGCUGAACAAGGGUAAAUACAUUGUAGAAGCAGUUUCAAGCUUGGAUUCUAUCAUAAGCAAUUGUUCCACAAAGGAGAACGUGAAGAAUUUAGUAAAGCCACUUCUUCCCUCCUGUUGUGGGUGCGCUGUGGCACUCUGCUGCUUUAUGUCCGAGCUUGUUGUAGUUGAAACAAACUUCACGAAAUCGGUGAUGCUGCUAUGCCCUCUGAUCCUGCUGAUGACCCUACUUAUGGGGGGCCCUGCUACUGUGGACCCUUACACUGCUGCUGGGGUCCUCCUGAGCCUGGAAAAGGUCUCUUACCUUUACAUUUAUCCCCAAACUUCCCUGACUUAG